AUGCCUAUUCCCCAGAACGGGUUAAUUUCGUAUCUAUCAGAUACAUUGCUCAGUGUCAGGAAAUUCUUCGUUCUGUUGGCCUUGGCCCUUUUGGGAGUUGCUGCGGGUGCCCAGCUGCCCGAUUCCGCCACCCAGGGACCCAAUCCCCAAGAUAUUGCCACUCCUGAGCCAGAGUACAUCGACAUUGAGGAUCCUGCACCGGUUGCUGCCGCUCCUGCCCCCCGCCCAGUGGUUGCCGCUCCUGCCCCCCGUCCUGUUGUUGCUCCUGUGGCCCGCCCCGUGAUCGCCGCUGCCCCCGCUCCAGUAUAUCGUCAGGUGGCCCGCCCCGUUGCCGUCGCCCAGUCUUUCGUGCAGCAGCCCAUCCAGCAGCAGAUCGUGCAGCGCGCCCAGUACCUGCCGCCCGUGGCUCAGCAGGUGGUGCAGCCCCAGCUGGUGGGACACACCUACAGUAGCAAGAGCGGCUACCAGUACCGCCGGCCAGUCUAUAACGAACGAGAAUCGACAAAUAAGAACAUGACAAGAUCAAAAGCAUAAAGAGCGAAGUACAAAGAGACAAAUGAUGUUCUAAAGACAAAGAUCGAAAAACGAAGUAUUCAGUUAUUGUUGAAAUGCCAAGUAAAGUACGAAAUAAAUAAACGUAAAUUAUUUGUAAAAAUGAUAAACAAA
Molecule: messenger RNA, 666 nt
Organism: Drosophila ananassae
Lineage: Eukaryota; Metazoa; Arthropoda; Insecta; Diptera; Drosophilidae
Product: arabinogalactan protein 1
Exons: 3
Coding region: 1-534 (177 amino acids)
Source: RefSeq, a predicted model, not a curated record